AUGCAUCACAUCUUCGUAAUUGCAAGCUUCGCAGCUUCUCUCUUUCUACCCGCCACUGCUGCGCCAGUCAACUCUCGAAAUGUCACGGCACCCAGCGGUGGUGACAUCUCCAUCCUCAACUAUGCCUUGACCUUGGAGUUCUUGGAGAGACGGUUUUACACUGAAGGCUUGCAGAACUUCACUGCGCAAGACUUCCAGAACGCUGGAUUCUCUCCCGAUUUCUAUGAGCAGAUGAAGACUGUUCUCAAGGAUGAGCAGACGCAUGUUGACUUCCUGGCCGGAGCUCUAGGCCCCAAGGCCAUCCAAGAACCCACAUUUUCCUUCCCAGUCAAGGAUGUUCACUCUUUCAUCGGCCUCUCCUCUGUCCUCGAAGGUGUUGGAACUUCGGCGUAUCUGGGAGCUGCCCCAGCCAUUGCCGACAAGAGCAUUCUCACAUCGGCUGGAUCCAUCUUGGCUGUCGAGGCUCGGCAUUCGUCCUAUAUUCGUGCGGCCCUAGGCCAGAAGCCGAUUCCCAACCCUUUCGACACUCCUCUCGGCUUUAACCAAGUCUUUUCUUUAGCCGCGCAGUUCGUGACUGGCUUCGCACCCGGUACCAACCUGCCCUUCAAGGCGUUCCCCCCACUGACGGCGACGAACCCAACUGCAUCCCCAACCUACCAAGCCGGUCAGGGGAAUGUCGUCUUGACCAAUGCAUUUCAAAACGCCAAGAGUGCCGGAUCCGUCACUGAGGAUACCAAGGUAUUCGCUGUUUUCUUCUCGGGCUUGCAGACGUACCAUGUCCCAGCUAUUCGCUCUGGUAAUGAUUAUACUGCCCCUAUCCCCGGGGAGAACUUCUCCAAGGCAGGGCAGCCGGCUCCGGCGGGUCAGGUAUAUCUCGUACUCAGCACUGCAGACGGGAGCGAAAACAAUACAGUCAGCGACGAGAACACCAUCUCUGGCGUUGCCAUUCUGGAGGUCGAUAAUUAA
Molecule: messenger RNA, 966 nt
Organism: Clonostachys rhizophaga
Lineage: Eukaryota; Fungi; Ascomycota; Sordariomycetes; Hypocreales; Bionectriaceae
Source: the annotation of a GenBank genome assembly